AUGUACAGGUGUGGUUUGGGAAGAUCUUCUGCUCCAGAUUCAUACUUUGACUUUGAGGUCAGAGUUUCAAAUGAUCUGGAUAAAAACGUUGGUUUUUAUCGCACACAAACUGAGGGAGAAAAGAUCACAUUGGUAUGUUCCAACAAUACAUAUGGACACAGGAAGUUCUUUUGUAAGAAUGAGUGUAAGAAUGAAGGGGAGAUCCUCAUUGACACAACUAAUAACAAAUCUGAGAGUGGCAGAUACAGCAUUGAAUACAGACCAGGAUCUGUGUACGGACUGUAUGCAACCAUCACACAGUCGUCCAAGUCAGACACAGGAAAGUACAUCUGUGGUUAUGGGAACCCUCUGUCUCCAGAUUCAUAUGCGAAUGAAUAUGUUCUUGUCAUUGAUGAUUCAAACACACCUGCUUCCACACUGCAGACAGCAACAACACAGAGUGAAAGUGUCACUGCAGGAGUCUCUACACAUUGUCCUGACUCCUCCUGGCUUCUGGUUGUGCGUGCGUCCUUGGAUGGUGUUUUGCUGAUGGCUGUUUUCCUCAUGCUCUGCUACAUUAGUAAGACAAGGAGGAACUUUGGACUGAACACCAGAGAAAAUGACACAAACAUGGAGUUAUCUGUAACACAUGAGAACUGGGAUCCAACCAUCAGAAACAAAGAGUCCAAAAGCAACAGGACAAAACCCACUCUUCAUUACUAA
Molecule: messenger RNA, 702 nt
Organism: Maylandia zebra (zebra mbuna)
Lineage: Eukaryota; Metazoa; Chordata; Actinopteri; Cichliformes; Cichlidae
Source: RefSeq, a predicted model, not a curated record